Molecule: messenger RNA, 3679 nt
Organism: Euleptes europaea (tarantolino)
Lineage: Eukaryota; Metazoa; Chordata; Lepidosauria; Squamata; Sphaerodactylidae
Gene: INPP5D
Product: inositol polyphosphate-5-phosphatase D
Exons: 28
Biological process (GO): phosphatidylinositol dephosphorylation
Molecular function (GO): phosphatase activity
Source: RefSeq, a predicted model, not a curated record
AUGGAUCAGUGCUGGUACCAUGGAACUAUCACCCGCUCCAGAGCUGAGGACCUGCUGUCUAAAGUGGGCAAGGACGGGAGCUUCCUUGUGCGGGCCAGUGAGUCCAUCUCCUCAGCAUACGCCCUCUGUUUGCUGCAUCGGAACUGUGUGUAUACCUACAGGAUUCUACCCAGUAAAGAAAAUAAGCUGGUUAUCCAGGCAUCUGAGGGUGUUCCAGUGCAGUAUUUCAACAACUUGGAUGAACUGAUAGAGUUUUACAAAAAAGAGAAUAUGGGCCUGGUCCGGAGCCUCAAGUACCCAGUCCAACGGGAAGAGGACGAGGCAACAGAUGACCCAGAUGAUUAUGUGGACUUUGUUUCUGCACGACCUACAUUACCUCCGCGUAGUAUUUCAGUAGCACCUCUGACGAAUGAAGCAAAAGAAGAUCCUUCUCCAAAUGGAAAAGUAGAAGUGAGCAAACCAUCCCUUUCUGAGACUUUGCUCCAAAGAUUACAGCACCAGGACACGAGCAGUAUUCCAGAAGAACAUCUCAAACUCAUUCAGGAUUAUUUGCGAAUGCAUAUCACCAGUGAUCUUGAGACAGUACAGCUAGGCUCAGGGAAUCUCCCUCAGCUGAAGAAACUACUUGCAGUGCUAUGCAAAGGACUCUUCAGUGAGGUGUCUCGAACUCUUCCUUCUCUGGAGUCCAUACAGAGGGUAUUUGACCAGCAGCUGCCCCCUGGUAUCCUUCGACAUUCUCAGCCGUGUUCUGAAGCCAACCGCUCAAAACUUGGCCAGCUGACCUGUUUGCUCUCUUCCAUUGAAGAUACGGUGAAGACAUUAUUAAUUGAAGGGCCUGAGGCAACCCAUCGACGUUCACUUAUCCCUCCUGUAACCUUUGAGGUAAAAGCAGACUGUCUUGGGAUUUCUUCUAAGAUACAUCUUAAAGUUGAUGUUGAGAUGGGAAAACUCAUUAUCAAGAAAGCUAAGGAUGGGCCUGAAGACAAGUUCUACAACCACAAGAAAAUUCUACAGCUCAUCAAGUCUCAGAAGUUCCCUAACAAGCUGGUGAUUGUCCUGGAGACAGAAAAAGAGAAAACACAGAGAAAAGAAUAUGUAUUUGCUGACUCCAAGAAGAGAGAAGGCUUCUGCCAGCUUCUGCAGCAAAUGAAGAAUAAGCAUUCUGAACAACCAGAGCCUGACAUGAUCACCGUCUUCAUUGGGACCUGGAACAUGGGUGACGCUCCUCCUCCAAAGAAGAUCACCUCCUGGUUUCUCUCCAAGGGGCAGGGGAAGACCCGAGAUGACACAGCUGACUAUAUUCCACAUGAUAUCUAUGUAAUCGGAACACAGGAAGAUUCCCUGGGAGACAGAGAAUGGCAAGAAAUCCUAAGACAAUCCUUGCAGGAGAUUACCAGCAUCAGCUUUAAAGUGAUAGCAAUCCAUACCCUCUGGAACAUCAGGAUUGUUGUCCUGGCCAAGCCAGAACAUGAGCAUCGCAUAAGCCACCUCUGCAUAGACAAUGUGAAGACAGGAAUUGCAAACAGAUUGGGCAAUAAAGGAGCUGUGGGGGUGUCAUUCAUGUUUAAUGGAACCUCAUUUGGUUUUGUGAACAGCCAUCUGACUUCAGGAAGUGAAAAGAAACACAGGCGAAACCAGAACUACACAAGUAUUCUGCGCUUUCUGCAAGUGGGUGAUAAGAAGCUGAGUCCAUUUAACAUCACUCAUCGCUUUACUCAUCUCUUCUGGAUGGGAGACCUCAACUACCGCUUAGAGUUGCCUCCAGUGGAAGCCGAGAAUAUCAUCCAGAAGAUCAAACAACAGCAGUACCCCGAGUUGCUGAGUUGUGACCAACUCCUCAUGGAGAGGAGGGAUCAAAAGGUGUUUCUGCAGUUUGAGGAAGAAGAAAUAACUUUUGCUCCAACCUAUCGCUUUGAAAGGAACACCCGGGAGAAUUAUGUCUACACCAAGCAGAAAGCAACAGGAAUGAAAUACAAUUUGCCAUCCUGGUGUGACCGAGUGCUCUGGAAAUCAUAUCCCCUGGUGCAUGUGGUGUGUCAGUCUUAUGGAUGCACCAGUGACAUCAUGACAAGUGACCACAGUCCUGUCUUUGCCACUUUUGAAGUUGCAGUCACUUCUCAAUUUGUCUCAAAGAAUGAAGCCAAGUACACAGAUUCCCUUGGACAGAUUGAAUUCAUGCGCUGCAGUGCCACUCUUAAGACAAAGUCGCAAACAAAAUUCUUCAUUGAGUUCUACUCCAGCUGCCUAGAAAGCUUCGUGAAGAGCCAGGAGGGAGAAAAUGAGGAAGGAAAUGAAGGGGAACUGGUGGUAAAGUUUGUAGGCCUUCCUAAGCUGACUCCAAUUAUUUCAGACCCAGAGUAUCUACUGGACCAACACAUUCUGAUCAGCAUUAAGUCAUCAGAUAGCGAUGAAUCGUACGGAGAAGGUUGCAUUGCCCUUCAGAGUGGAGCUACAGAAUCUCCAGUCCCUAUCCAAACUAUGCUAACACACCAUGGGGAGAAGACUGGUAUCUUCCAAGGAGAAUUCAAGCUACAGACUUCCCAAGGCAAACAGAGAGAGAAACUCUACGAUUUUGUGAAGAUUGAGCGAGAUGAGUCUGCUGGACAGAAACUAGUGAGAGGCACGUGCAGUAUAGACUAUGGCAAAGAGUGGGACCCCACAAAUAGGGGCUCUUCUUCGAACAGGAGAUCUAGUCAGCUGGUAGCCAAAGAAGCAGCUGCUCUUGCUCGCUGUCGAGGAACUGUAACAGCAUCUUUGGAUGACGGCAAAGAAGACCUCUCGCGGUAACCUCAUGCCACAGAUAUCAGCAAUUCAAACUCUUUAUGGAUGGCUGCUGCCUCUCAGCAAUUCUCUGCAACAGGUCAGCUUAAACAGAUCCCAUCACCUGACCAGUCACCUGGCCUCUGGAAUUAUGACCCACAAACCAAAGAUACCACUUCUCUGAUGGAACUGGAGUCUCCCACCAUGCCUUCCAACCUAUCACCCCAGUCGCUGAGACCACCUGCUCAGGCCGUAACUCAUCGAAAUCCAGGACCCAGGCAUCAGGACCAAGUAUAUGCUGAGGUAAGGAAAAGCAUGUUAGAACCCUUGCUACCAGAAGAAAUGUACCCCAAACCAGAGAUGAUUGACAACCCACUGUAUGAUUAUGCAAAAUCCAAGGACAAACUGGUGUCUAAGAGAGAGCAGGAAUUGAUCAAGGCUCCACGAAAAGAACUCCCAUCUGCCCCUGAUCAGAGCUUUACCAAACCACAGGAGGUGGACAGCAGCAAAGCCUCUAACAAGCAACAAUCCUCCCCUUCUUUCCUAGUCCCCACACCCCGGUUUCGUUCUUACACUUGUUCUGCCCAGUCAGAGGAAAAGACUGCCUUGAAUGAAAAGACUCAGAGCAAGCAGAAGCCCUAUGCCAAUGUAGAUGCUCUGGUGUCAAUGAAGAAACCUGUCAAACUCUCACGGUCUGAAGUCGGGCACAGCAAACCACCUCUUCCAUCCAAGAGCCAAAUGGUGCUUGACAUGCAGAAUCCCAAGGGCCGAGAUUAUCGUGAGAGUUCAGAAUUGCCACACCUCAGAAAACACCAAAAUGAAGAUGGGACUGGCAGUGGAAUGGUGGUGCCGCCAAUACGAACAUCAAAGAUGAGAUCCGUUGAAGAGUCCUGAAAGGAAUCAGACAUUUCCCAGAGUC